GACAUAUGGCCGUCUCGAGUGUAGAUCAACACUCCAGAUGGUUUUGCUCCCAAUGGCAUUCGGGUGAAUUUGAAGGGCUUCCGGGCGUGUACUUGAUAUGAGACAAGCUCCCAGCUCCCUUCCAAUUGGCUGCGCAGUUUGAUCGCUUCUGGGGUCUGCGUGUCACACAGUGACGACACGAGCUCUUGUUCGGCCAUUCUUUCGACGACGACGACGACGACGACGACGACGACGCCUUCCUGGGACCUGCAAGAUAGUAUAACGACGAGCAUCAACGCGGAGUGCGGCAUCGGUCCUGUUAUUCUACGGACGUUCAGCACCGUAUCGAUAAGUCUAAUGAAUCUUAGUUUAGCGAGACUAUCCCUGAGCAUCUUCUGGUAGACUUUUCCGCACUGCUCUCCAGCGGUUUGUGGAAGCUUCGGGCACGUUCCCGCAAGAGCGGUGACGUGGCGUGCGCCGUGCUGGAGCCGAGAAGAAAGCGAAAUGCUACAACAUUCUCUACAUUAGGUAUUCUUCCAGCAUUUCAGGACAAGGAUAUCGCAUUCGUAAUCGAUGUCUACUCAUCCCGAUACUCAAAGCCGUCACUCACGACCGGUAAUUGGAGUCCUCAAAGAAAGCACGGAUCAUGAACUGCAUCUCACGCAUGUUGCAUGAUGCAGCUACAUCGGAGACAGGCAUUUCUCACGGGUAUCGACGAAACUGGAUGCUGUCGCCACAUCACUUUGCCGAGCAGCUUGAUGAUACUUUCCAGCACCAGGAGUAGACCACCUGUUUGGACAUACGAAGACGUCAGGCGUGGGGGGUUGUGCAAUCGACUAUUCAAGACAGGCGCGAUGUACAUGUCUCGCUCGUCGAGCGCGACCCAAGGCGGCAAAGACAACAGAAUCGCCGCGGACUCGAGACCCUGCCCAUGACCUGGUCUAGACUUAUGUACGUUCUUCCACAUGAGAAUGCCUUGCCUUGGCUUGCGACACUAUAUACCGCAGCGCAUCUACCACCGAGUCACUUCCGCCUGCAAAUGUGGACCGUCCAAGCUACAAGCUGAUCAACUCCUCGACCAAGCUACGCAGUGUAGCCGCACAAUGAACUACUGGAUGUUUUUACCUAAUCCACCCGUCCUCGGUGCCGAGUUGCACCCCUUGAUGCAUGCUCGCUGGCGAUGAGCCCUGGGGUAAAGCGCCAAGCACUGUUGCAUUCUCUUGGUGCUUGGCGUGCCCUCGUUUGUGGGAGUAGAUGCAGGAGUAAGAAGUGAUGAGCUCCAUUGCUGGAUGGAUCUGUCUUCCGCAACCUGCUCACUGCCCGGCCGCGAAUCCGUUGCCCAUGCAUAUGGUUCGUCUUCCAGCAUGAACCUCGUGGCGUCACCAGCACGGGCGGUAUUUCCUUUUAUUUGGGAAUGAAAACUGAGCGGUGACCAGACGAGUCCCACUGGCGAGUCUCAUCGAUCAGCAUCGGCCACGGUGGAAAUACUGUAUGCCCCACUUGCAGCAAUACAGCGUACGUUGCGCAUGUGGCAGUUGUCACAACCAUCACCAUGGGCCAGGCUCUUUGUGGGCGUUGAAAACACGGUGACGAUCGAUGAUGGAGUGAGAGAACAUCUCUUGUGGUUGACUCGUUAGCACACUGUUGUCUAUUCAUGGUUACCAGGUCAACGGAAAGACCAGUGCAGCGCAUUCCGUUCCAUCACUGAUGGUUGGACUACUACUCGAAGAAUUCUUAGUCCAGAGACUCCGCGCAGGUGGGUUCCUUGCAAAGGGGUAUGAAGGGCGACAACAUGUUGUUGCAUAGCUGGAAGAGGCAGGGCUUGGGGUUGUGCCGCGCGUCAACCAUCAAGACCUGCGAAGCCUCCCUUGGCAGUAGUUAUUAGUCUCACCCCAUGGUCUUGACAUUCGGCAAGCGUUUAUUAAAG
Molecule: messenger RNA, 1906 nt
Organism: Sphaerulina musiva SO2202
Lineage: Eukaryota; Fungi; Ascomycota; Dothideomycetes; Mycosphaerellales; Mycosphaerellaceae
Exons: 1
Coding region: 651-914 (87 amino acids)
Source: RefSeq, a predicted model, not a curated record